UUGAUUCAUUCACACCAGAUGGCUAUUGUUGUGUUGGCUGUUGUCAUUUUCUUAUUUGACAACAUAAAGGAAAAGAGGUCGAUGCCCCUGACUCAAUAGUCAGGUAUUGCAUGUUUUAAAACUUGCAGCACACAGUGUGCGGUGGCACCCGGGUGGCAAUGGCUGCCCUGGCCCUCCUGGUGCCACCUGAGAGCACUCCACACCUGCACUUCUCUGGGGGCCUGCCUGCCAGCCGGUGUGUGGGGAGGGAGGGGUGUCCCUGACCCCUCCCCCCACUUCUGGAUCCCCUCUCAAUCAGAGUCUGGGAAGCCUGUGAGGCCUCUCCCAGGCUUAGGACCAACCCAAAGCCCCAAGUAUGAGGUGUCCCUGUGGGCCCGAGGCGGCCCCGGAGGAGAGAGCGGAGCAGAAACCCCUCAGCUCCCCAGCAGCUCCUCCUGCUCCGAGCCUGGAACUGGGGAAGAAGCGGAAUGGGGGCGUGGGGUAGGUUGGCUGCGGCAGGCUGGGCUGGGCAGGGCUGGGCUGACCCCUCCCCAGCGGGGGGCGGGACCCCAGGAGGAGCGAGGGAGCCGAGCCCCAAAGAGGACCAGACACGAAGAGGCGAGAUGGCGGGAACCGGUCUCGGGGCCCGCUUGUACCGGCAGAUCAAGAGACAUCCCGCGCUCAUCCCCAUGAUCGGCUUCAUCGGCCUGGGCAUGGGCAGCGCUGCGCUCUACUUGCUGCGGCUCGCCCUGCGCAGCCCCGACGUCUGCUGGGACCGGAAGAACAACCCGGAGCCCUGGAACCGCCUGAGCCCCAACGACCAGUACAAGUUCCUUGCAGUGUCCACGGAUUAUAAGAAGCUGAAGAAGGACCGGCCAGACUUCUGAGCCUGGCUGGGACGGGUCCAUGUCCUCCACCGACGUCAGCCUCCUCCUUCCUGCCACUCAGCCCCCAGCCUCCAGGGCGCUCUCACCACCCUGCCCAGCUCCUGUGCACACAGGCCUGGUUCCCACGCUGCAGAGGGGAGGCAGCUCCACCCCCACCCUCUUCCCUCGCUCCCUGCAGCGGAAGCACCCCUGACCCUCAGCUGGAGUCCCACGCAGGGGGGAGGGGGUGGGAGAGUCAGGAGGUGGGGCCCCAGAGGGUUGACUCAAAAGGCCCAAGGGGGCCCCCCUGCUAGGCUGCAGGGGCCUGACAGGGUGUGGCGCAGGCUACGUGAGGAGCGUGGCAGACGUGAGCCAGGAGCAGGCAGGGGCCUCUGAGCGCCAGGCGACGUGGCAGGCCCCGCGUUUGCCCAGGCCCUGGCGCCCUCCCAGGGCGGCGCUGCGCUCCCUGCCUGGGCUCCUUGCCUGCGGCCCAGCCUGCUCGGGAGGAGGCACCUCUCAGCCCGGGGAGGGGCAGUGCGCGGCUUCCUGCGACUCAGGAGCCAACCCGCAACCCUCUCCAGCCUCGCACCUGGGCCUCCCCCUGCCAUCCACCCCUCCUCGCUCCCCUGUCCCCUGGGAUCAAACAGAAGCAGCCAUGGGCAAAAUACAAUUUCAUUUAACAAAUUGAAUUUGCUGCGCCUGCUAAUCACGUCUGGUGUCGGCUCUGAUCAGAGACAGAGAGGAGGCU
This is a messenger RNA of Myotis daubentonii (Daubenton's bat), 1593 nucleotides long. It is a transcript of the gene COXFA4L2, whose product is annotated as cytochrome c oxidase hypoxia associated subunit FA4L2. Lineage: Eukaryota; Metazoa; Chordata; Mammalia; Chiroptera; Vespertilionidae. Gene Ontology annotation, cellular component: respiratory chain complex IV. The record is from RefSeq and is a predicted model, not a curated record.